ACGUGCUAUAAUCAGAUGUAACUAUCUCUUACACGUGUUCCUUAUAAUGCGCACAAUUAGUUAGAGCUUAAGCAAGUUAGUUAGCUUAGUUUUUCUUGUAUAAAUACGAUCUUGAUGUACAGAAUUAUUUUAAGCUAAUACAAUCAGAUAUUUCUGGUUUUGUUGCUCUCUGUUUUCUUCUUUCUCUGAGAGUAUCAGAUUCUUUUAUGGUAUCAGAGCUUAAAGCUUCUGUCAAUGGCGUCAAACCCUACCCAAAGUUCCUCUUCUUCCCUUUCUUCUUCUACUGCUCAGCGUGAGCUCUCCCCAAUGGAGGAUCCUCAAAGCCCGUUCUUCCUUCACCACGGUGAAUCGCCUGGUGCGAUUCUGAUCUCGGUCUCUCAAUCUUUGACAGAGGACAACUAUUCUACAUGGGCCAGAGCUAUGCGAAUGGCUUUGGAUGCCAAAAGCAAACUCGGAUUUGUGGAUGGAUCUAUCACUGCUUCUAUGGCAAUCACGCCUCUUGAGAAGAUAGCUUGGUCCAAGAACAAUUCCAUGAUUUCAUCGUGGAUAUUGAAUUCGGUCUCUCCUUAUAUCACAACCAGUGUGAUUUACAGAAAUACGGCUCUUGAAGUCUGGAAUACUCUUAGAAAUCGGUUUUCUCAGGCUAAUGGACCGAGAAUUUCUCAGCUUUAGAAGCAGAUAUCCACGGUCAUGCAAGGAGAUUCAACAGUAACAAGCUUCUUUACUGGUCUUCAAACAGCUUGGGAUCAGUUGUUGAACUUUAGGCCUUUGCCGUGUUGUGCUUGUGGUAAAUCUACCUGUGGAGUCAAUGACAAAAUUACAUCUUUUCAACAUCAAGAUUCGUUGAUGCAAUUCCUCAAUGGAUUGAAUGAUGCCUAUUCACAAGUCAGAACUCAAAUCUUGAUGAUGGAGCCUAUUCCUUCUCUUGAUAAAGCCUUUUCUUUGGUCAUUCAAGAAGAGAGACAGAGAGCUUUGGGAUUCAAUGUCAAUUCUUCUGUUGAGUCUACUGCUUUAGCAGUCAAGAACCAAGGGUUCAAUCAAAGCUCAAAUUUUUUUGGCAAUGCUGGCAAGAAUAUCAAAGGUAAUGGGGGAAAAGGAAGACCUAUUUGCAGCCAUUGUGGGAAAGUUGGUCAUAUGAUGGAAAAAUGCUACAAGCUUGUAGGUUUUCCACCAGGAUACAAGCAGAAGGGAAAAGUAUCCAUGGCUAACCAGGUCAUAGUUGAAGGAGAUCAAGCUCAAUUUGAUUUCACUCCUCAGACUGCUUCUUUUCCAUUUACUUCAGAGCAAUGCAAGCAACUUCUGUCAAUGUUAAGUGCUCAUGCUUCUGCAUCAACUUCCAAUGAUGUAAUUCAUUCAGCCAAUUCUGCACUUUCAGGACCUUACUUGUUGGAAAACGAUUGGAGUGGGUAAGCUACAUCACAAUCUGUACCUGCUGCAAUCUUCAAACAUUUGUGAUUCUGUUUCAGAUAUUUCUUCUACUCUGCAGUUAGUUUUUAGGUCCUUUGUUAAUUCUGUUUCUGCUGUCUCUAAGCCAUAUCUUUGGCAUCUUAGGCUAGGCCAUGUGUUUGAUGAUAAGCUUCGAGCUUUACAU
This is a messenger RNA of Quercus lobata, 1591 nucleotides long. RefSeq lists its product as uncharacterized. The transcript is spliced from 2 exons. Lineage: Eukaryota; Viridiplantae; Streptophyta; Magnoliopsida; Fagales; Fagaceae. Gene Ontology annotation, molecular function: zinc ion binding; nucleic acid binding. The coding region runs from base 691 to 1410 and encodes 239 amino acids. The record is from RefSeq and is a predicted model, not a curated record.